Messenger RNA from Myripristis murdjan (pinecone soldierfish), 2263 nucleotides. It is a transcript of the gene fancg, whose product is annotated as FA complementation group G. The record is from RefSeq and is a predicted model, not a curated record. Gene Ontology annotation, molecular function: protein binding. Bases 115 to 2025 code for a protein of 636 amino acids. Lineage: Eukaryota; Metazoa; Chordata; Actinopteri; Holocentriformes; Holocentridae. Gene Ontology annotation, biological process: interstrand cross-link repair. The transcript has 14 exons. Gene Ontology annotation, cellular component: Fanconi anaemia nuclear complex.
UCACUCGCGUGUUUGUCAUGUUGACUUCCUGUUGUCUUUCGGCUAACGAGGGAAAGUUCAAACAGCAAGCAGCACUGAUUUUAACAUGACAGCGACCUAAAAACGACUUGUAAGAUGCAGGAGCCAGCUUCUUUGGUAGAUAAGUGGAUCCAAGAGAACAACGACUUAGUAAACAAAUGGAGGCAGCGUGAAAGAGGAGCUGUCUUGAACCAAGAGCAGAGCCAGAGCAGUCUGAGAUGGUGUUCCGCUGAGUUUCACAAACUUUUAAGAAAAAUCCAAGGUGUCCCUGCCAUGGUGGAUCAUGCACAGUUGGAGCUGACGGUUGUGUACAAUGCCUGUGUUUUCUCUCUCGCUCAGACUCAGUUUUCAGAGGUGGAGCUGCUCCUCACACAAGCUGUGGAGAGAGCUCUUGAGGUGACGGGGAACAACCCAGUGGCUUCAGACCCUCCUGUGUUUUGGAGAGCAGUUCUCAAAUCACUGGGAAACUCAGCUUUGAAGUCCUGCAUUGUGCACCUACUGUGUCUGCAGUGGGCUGUCUGGCUGUCCACCUGCAGGCUGAACACCAUACAGGACCUGCUGGAGGAGCUGUCCUCUCUGUCUGAUAGUCUAGCAGCCGGAGGUGAGGAUAACAGGAGGAGUUUGGAGAUGAAGAAGCCUCCUGAAAUUCAGCGGGUGGUGAUGGACCCAAGAAAUCUUCAUGAACUGUUGCACAUCUGCACUGUCAUUUUGCAAGGUGCAGAAAGGUUGACUGAGGGUCGGAGUUCAGAAGCCUUGUCUGUUCUCCAGAGAGCUUCUGCCCUGCCAGCUCCCAGAGCUCUGCUAGCAAAGACCCACCUCCUCUCAGGCUUCUGCCUCUCCCAUAUGGACCGUCCUCAUAUGGCUUUGCAGUGUUACAGGAAUGCAUUGGAGAUGGACUCCCGUUGUGUGUAUGCUCUGUACCAGAGUGUGCUGAUCUACAGACACCUGGGCAACACACAGGCUGAGAUACAAGCCCUUCGUCUUCUGCACUCAACUCUGAUGCUUCCCCUGGCUACAGAACCUAACCCGGUUGGAGCCCAUCCCCUCUCCCCAUCCUUACUUCUCAGCAGCCAAUCCCUCAGCAACUUGUUAUCAGUCCCCUCUGCCCUCAGUGUUCUUCACACCCUGGCCCUGAAGUGUGUUCUCCAUGAAAAAGUGUCAGAGGGUGUGGAACAUUAUCUGGACCUGCUGGCUGCUCUUCACUCGGAAGAACAACACAGAGGAAGUCUGACAAUACCGACAUAUGUAGUGCAUGCUGAAGCCCCUCCCCUGCCCGGGUUACCUGAGCUUUAUCUGGAGGCUGGUGCUGCCUUACUUAUGGCCAGACGACCCACUGACUGCAUGACGCUCUGUGAAGAAGUUAUAAACAUGACAUCGGAGCUGCUGCCAGAGAAGCUGAUUCUGGAGGAGCCGGAGGACAAGUGUGAGACUGAGACUGGAGCUUUGUGUCCAGAAGAACAAGGCUUAGACCAAGACAGGCUGGGGAUGCUGCUCUGGGUCGGGGCCGCCCACCUCCUCUGUGGCCACUGCCAAUCCCACCUGAAGGACUGGAAAGAAGCUGUGACACACUACACAAGGUGUAUCAACCUGCUCGUGAAGGUGCAUGUUAAAAAGAAAGUUACAGAUCUGCAAACCCAGACCACCUGUGCAGACGUGGCUGACAGGCGGGGGAUGAACCUUUUUACCCUCCAGAGGCUGAAGGGGCUUUCACUAGCCGGUAGAGGCAUCAGCUUCACCCAGAGAGACCAACUCAGAGUAGCGCUUCGGGACCUGCAGCUCAGCCUGCAGGCAUUACCAGAGUGUGUGGGUGCAGGACUGUGGCGCGGUGAGGUACUGUGGAGGCUGGGGAGGAGACGGGAGGCAGCAGCUUGCUGGGAAAAGACCUGGAGCUUCAGCACUGAAUCGUCAUCAGUGAGUCUUCCUCUGUACCUUCAGGAACCCCAAUCUGGCCCUUCGCUCGACUUCACAGACCUCCGUCACAGAAUAGAGGAGCUCACUCACAAGUAGAGUGCCAUGAUAAGGACAAAAGGAGAAUGCCCUAUCACUUACAGGAUCAACUUUCAAUGCCUUGUGAACUGAAACCUGUAGCAGUCUGCACAGCGAUGUCCUCACCGGAUCACCAAAAUAAAUGAACUUUAGUGUGUGAGGCUGAAACUGAAAAACAGUCGGGGAUAAACCUACCAGUUGGUUUGGAAACAUUUGUAUUUGUUAAUAAAAUAAAUAACAAAUUGUGUGGCUACUUUAA